Pseudoliparis swirei is the source of this 1453-nucleotide messenger RNA. RefSeq names its product coiled-coil domain-containing protein 106-like. The coding region runs from base 204 to 1199 and encodes 331 amino acids. NCBI's taxonomy places the organism in Eukaryota, Metazoa, Chordata, Actinopteri, Perciformes, Liparidae. The record is from RefSeq and is a predicted model, not a curated record. The transcript is spliced from 5 exons. Gene Ontology annotation, cellular component: nucleoplasm.
CCUCCCUCAGACAUGCGUGUUGUACUGUCGUCUCGUAUUUCUCCACUCGCCUCUUGUUUAUAUACAUUUUUAUUAAAUAACAUUAUUACAAAAAAAAUGUACGCAUUGUACUUGAAGUGAGACUUGAGACGACCUGCGUCACUGACACGGGAAAACCUCCAGCACCGGCCGUGUCCGCUGGACCCUCUCGACGGUGGGGAGCGAUGGCGUCCGUGUGGCAGCAGGAGCCGUCCGGUUACUCCUCGUGCGUGGAGAUCGACUCCAGCACCGUGAGGUGCGGCAAAGACAGACUGACCUCCCCCGUCUGGCUGAAGCAGGAGCAGGACGAGCUGCGCGUCAUCAAGUGGGACAACUUCCAGUCGGGGGGGUCGGCCGACGCCGUCCAGGACAACACGCCCAGCAGCGCCAUGUCUGACGGCCUGCCCCCCCGGGUGCUGCUGACCAUCACCAAGCUGCAGUGCAUGCUGGAGAGCAAACAGGAGCGCAUCGCGGCGCUGGAGCGGCAGGUGGACGACCUGAUGCAGGACCGCAAGUUCCUGAGGAGCCAGAUUGAAAACCUCACGUGUAACCGCGUCCUGCCGACCUUCGCGUCGCCGAGCCCGCUGACCGAAGCGCCCAAAGCCAUCAAGGUGCAGCACUCGGAGAACAGGUCCCGGAAGAGGGAGAGGCCGUCCUCCUGCUCCUCGGGCGGCAGCGGCAGCGGCUCCGAGGCGUCGCAGUCCUCCGCGGCGUCGGUGGCCUCGAGCGAACACCGGAGGAGGAAACACCACAAGGACAGGAAGAGGUCCAAGAAGGGGCGGGACUACAGCAGGAAGAGAGCCACGGGGGUCCAGUACGUCAUCCACCGCUACAAGCAAGUCCUGUCGUCCUUCAUCAAGAAGAAGAGCAUGAGCGAAGCCUUCCGCCACCUGGGCAUCGACCGCAACACCAUCGCCAACACGGCCUCCAUCGCCGAGCUGCACCUGGCCGGCAAAGACAUGGUGCCCCUGGUGGGCUUGUUCCGCCAGGGGGAGGAGACUCUGGUCAGCUACGCCCACCGCUGCACCCUGGUCAUCGACAGCGACGCCGACCUGUCCCGCAAAAUAGACCAUAUGAAGGCCAGCGGCGAGCUGCUGCCCAUCUCGGGGAAGAGGCCGAGGGUGCUGCACUCCCACCUGCAGCAGCUGGGGGGCGCCGCAGAGAGCAUUUUAAUAGGUUGAGGAUCGUUCCAAGGCAUGGAGGAGGGGGGGGGGGGAUGCUGUCACAGAAAUACAUGUUCCUUUGUUUGUUUUUCCAACUUGAACUUCUGGAUUCAAAUGUGUGUGUGUGUGUGUGUGACAUUUCAGCAUCUAAAAAAAAGAAGUUGAUUUUAUGCCUCAAGGGGAACAAACUUUAUUAUUAUUCCAGUUGAUGCAUCUCACAUUCAGGAUGUGUGUUUUGUACUCGAGAGCCAUUAAAGAGGAUCGAUAGCCGA